CUCGUUAGAUAUUAAAAUACUACAUAUCUAGAAUUAGUUCCUUGAAAAAAACACUUAUAAAAGAGUCAUAGACAGAUGUAUUUAAUAUUGGUAUACAACUAUUAUAGUUAUUCAUUAUUAAGUUGUGAUAAAAUGAAGAGAUUAUUCCAAAAUUUGUUAUUAUGCAUAUUAUACUGUAUGUAUUUAAAUUUCUGUUAUGCUGAUUCACAUGGUGAAAAAUUGAGUAAAUCUGAGUUUGAUAUAUGUGUUCAAGAAUGUGGUAAUCAAUAUGAAGAAUGUUCUAAAGCAAUACGUGAAUUAUGGAGAAAUUUUCAAAAAAAUAAAAAACAAAUUAUGAAAGUUAUGAACAGUUGUUGUUUACGUGGUCAAGGUGAUCAUUCACAACCAUCAACAUUAAGUUUUGCUACAUGUGUACGUGAUAGAUGUGGUGCAGAAUUAUGGGGAUGUAACAUUAAGAAACGUCAUAGUGGUUUUCUAACUGAACAAGAAAUUGAAUAUAUCAAACAAAAAGAAUCCCGCCAAAAAAAGAAAAAUUUCACAGUAAAGUAAAAGAAUUCUCAAAUAGAAAAAAAACAAUAUAUAAUGACUUUCAGUUAAUAAACACAUUCUAAUUGUAACUGUAAUAUUUCUAUUUUUCAAUUACAAUAUUAUUUGAUGCAUAAAUUCACAGAAAAUAUGUAUUUACUUUUGCAUUAAAUGAAAAUAGAAAACUGUUAUCAUUUCUAUUUUUUACUAACCGUUAAUGUCACCUAUUUUCUUGUUAGUUACAUGUAAGUGUUUCGUCACGAAAGCCUUGUGAAUAACCCAUUUCAAUAAACAUAUUAUGUAUGAACAGAAACUAGAAGAAUU
Schistosoma guineensis is the source of this 849-nucleotide messenger RNA. Lineage: Eukaryota; Metazoa; Platyhelminthes; Trematoda; Strigeidida; Schistosomatidae. The record is from the annotation of a GenBank genome assembly.